Peromyscus californicus insignis is the source of this 2317-nucleotide messenger RNA. RefSeq names its product transmembrane protein 50B (gene Tmem50b). The coding region runs from base 176 to 652 and encodes 158 amino acids. Gene Ontology annotation, biological process: late endosome to vacuole transport via multivesicular body sorting pathway; protein targeting to vacuole. NCBI's taxonomy places the organism in Eukaryota, Metazoa, Chordata, Mammalia, Rodentia, Cricetidae. The transcript is spliced from 7 exons. The record is from RefSeq and is a predicted model, not a curated record.
CCGCCCCUCCCCGGUUCCUUGGCCUCGCGCCCGCCGCCGGCUCCCGGGCUGAGGUUGAGCGGGCCGCAGCCGCCCCGGCCGACGCGCACCCUCUACGUCCCUGCGCCCGCCUGGGUUCGGUGUGGACGUCGCAGGAAACGUUACUUAAUGAACAAUCCAUGCUUACAGAGUAAAGAUGGCAGGCUUCCUAGAUAACUUCCGGUGGCCAGAGUGUGAAUGUAUUGACUGGAGCGAGAGAAGAAAUACUGUGGCCUCGGUGGUUGCGGGCAUAUUGUUUUUUACAGGUUGGUGGAUAAUGAUCGACGCCGCGGUGGUCUAUCCGAAGCCCGAGCAGUUGAACCACGCUUUUCACACGUGUGGUGUGUUCUCCACACUGGCUUUCUUCAUGAUCAAUGCUGUGUCCAACGCGCAAGUGAGGGGCGACAGCUAUGAAAGCGGCUGUUUGGGAAGGACAGGUGCCCGAGUCUGGCUCUUCAUCGGUUUCAUGCUGAUGUUCGGGUCACUUAUUGCUUCCAUGUGGAUUCUUUUCGGUGCAUACGUUACUCAGAAUAUUGAUGUUUAUCCCGGACUAGCUGUGUUCUUUCAAAAUGCUCUUAUAUUUUUUAGCACUCUGAUCUACAAAUUUGGAAGAACCGAAGAGCUCUGGACUUGAGAUCGCCUCUCGGAUUGCACCCUCCUCCUGUUCUUUUCGUAGAUAACUUUAUCUCUGGUAUAAUUUACACAUCGCCAAAUGGAACAGACCGUGCAGGCACUCAGUGUUCUAUUUCCUCACAGUUUUAUGCCCUCAGUUCUGAAUUGCUUUUGCAAAAUGUCUAGGUUUUCCAUUGAUUGGACAAGUUAAUAUGUAUAUAAUACAUGACUACACAACACAUAACACAGGAUGCUGAAUGUCAGGUUUAUCCCCAAGACUCUAAGGUUGGUAUGUGUCCCAGGCCAGGGUUCUGUUGUCUUGGUGUUUAGAGGUAUUCCCUGUCGCAGUAUCUUUGAUGUUUAGAAAUGUGCAACAUAUACAGCUCCGUGACUCUAGAAGAAGCCCUGAGCUAUUAGAGAAGGUAUUUCUGCCAUUUGUAAUUUAUUUUGGCUUGGAAAUGAGAUUAUUUUUAAAGGAACAAAUGUUUGUGCGUAUGUAUUAAAGAACUUUUUAUAUGAAGAUUUUUAAAUCUUUAAAAGGACUAGUUUGAAAGCUCCCUUUAAAAAUCAUGUCUCUAACAUGACUUUUAUUUGAGAAGGGAUAACAGACUCAGAAAAACGCCAUUUUUUAGAGUGACUAAAAAAGACGUCAGGCAGCUGAGCAAUGUGCUUCCCACCUUACCAUGCAGCUUCCGUGCUCCCGGCUGUCUCAUGUGGCUCAACACCUUCCGCAUCACACACUCAAGCGAGUGACCCUGAGACAGAUGCGGUUCAGACGCAUGUCACAAGACGUGGAAUAAUUAGCUAAAGAUACAGACUUCUCCCCAAAGCCAGACGUUGGAUUCUUAGUCCUGAGUCCCUGUGCUCUAGCCCUCAGGCCCUGGGUGACCGGAUGCUGCACAAUGUAUGUGCGGUGUCCCGAGAGUUCACACUCCACUCCAGACGCCCCUCUCCACCUUUGAGUGUGUGCUCGCCCGUGCGUAUUUCUGUGGGCCUUUCCUUUGCUGUAAAGAUUCUGUGUUGCACUUUUAACCCGAGGGAUUUUUAUAUAGCCUUUUGCUGUCAAACGGUAAUAUCGACGGUAGCAUAUGCAACUUGUAAUGCAGGCCUUAGUUUCCUGAGCUUGCCUCCCCGAGAGGGAGGCCUCACUGAGCACAGCGUGUGAAGCAGCUGCGGAUUGCUGCGCCUUCAUCUAGAUGCGUCUCGCUUCGUUACAUUUCCCUCAAAAUGCCGGCUUUGUCUCUGGUAUAGAUAAAGACAGAGCCAAUCACACAUUUCUAUUCUUAGAAUCUAAUGCAAUAACUAUCCCUCUCACACAUACUGUACAGUUAGGUGUGCUGGGGAAAACAAACCAUGAAACCUGCUCUCUGUGCAUUCUUCGUUGUCCAAGUUAUCCUAUCCAAGAAGCGUUCAUAAACAAGGAGAAGACACAGACUAGAGCACGCCAGUGUGGAGGUCUAUGAAGGGCAGCCCGAGGACCAACUGACAAUGCUGGUGGCUUCUUUUCUGUUCAUGACUAGUCGUGAACUUGGGAGCAAGUCUGUUGAUUUUUCUGUUUGUUGUCUCAUUAGAUGGGAGCGAUGAUGUCAGCAUCCUCUCACGGGUAUUGUGAGUCAGUAGAGUCCUUGGUAACGUCUCCAAUGCACACGGUUCUCUUAAUAAAGGUCUCGCUUUACUUGUCACUCAA